UCUAUAUGCUAUCAUCGAUGUUUUACUCAGUAUUUUGAUAUUCUUGCUGAAAUUCUUCUUGAUGAUAUGUAUGGCCAUCUAGAGUGGUGUGUCAAACAAGAUAACGAGCAGUUAGCGAGGUCUGGUACCAAUUGUUUGGAAAAUCUCGUCAUAUCCAAUGGCAACACGUUCUCCGAAGACGUCUGGGAAAAGACAUGUCAAUGUGUAAAGACGAUAUUUGAAUCAACCGUACCUCACGAACUAUUGAAAUGGAGACCCGCUGACCAACAAGUAAUGAGUCUACCCACACUGGAUGUCACUCCUGCGUCAUCAUCACUCAAGAUAAUGUCACCUGUCGACCUGGAGGAUGAUAUCGUGCCCAAAUAUCCGGAAGACGAGGACGAACAAGAUGGUCAGCAAUCGUCAAAAGGUUCGAAUGAAACGGAGGAGGAAAUGCCUCAAGAAACAGUUGAAGAAACCAAAGAACAAGACAGCAUUAGUUUACAUAGUACGCCUAGUUUACGAUUUGAACCUGUCGAAGAACACGAACCAGUUGUGCUGACGGAGAGGAUGCUGUUCAAUUCAUUGAUCAUUAAGUGUGUCGUUCAAUUGGAACUUAUCCAAAUGAUCGACAAUGUCGUCUUUUUCCCAAGCACCGGCAAGUGAGAAGAUGAAGAUACUAUGGCUGAAUUACAGAAACUCAUUGCUUAUGGUCAUAUUGUUGGUGAUACACCAGACUCCAUUGAACCAGAGAGGCGUUUAAUUGACAGAAUUAUCGAGACUAUUUGUAGUUGCUUUACUGGUAUAAUUACUGAUGUAAACGUUCAAAUACAAAUUAUAAAAUGUUUAUAAAAGUAUA
Xenia sp. Carnegie-2017 is the source of this 838-nucleotide messenger RNA. RefSeq names its product brefeldin A-inhibited guanine nucleotide-exchange protein 1-like. The transcript is spliced from 6 exons. Bases 67 to 645 code for a protein of 192 amino acids. Lineage: Eukaryota; Metazoa; Cnidaria; Anthozoa; Malacalcyonacea; Xeniidae. The record is from RefSeq and is a predicted model, not a curated record.